AUGCCUCAAGCACCGGUCGAAUUGAUUCGCCACGUCCAGAUCUGUACCCGGUCGGCGGCGGACUUACCCGGCUACAACCCGAGCAACCCGACCCUACCCGCCCUGACGCCCCUCUCCGCCGCUAUAGCUGCUUCCCACCCAUCGCCGCCGCAGCUCCGCUGCAAGAACUGUAAAGCAACGCUUCUCAGAGGAUCGGAGUCCAUCAUCUGCGCUUACUGCGGCCUGGCGCCCCGCGACGGCGGCGUUUCGGAUCCCAUCAGCUUCACCUCCACCGUCGGGUAUCAGUGGCUGCUCCGCUCCCUCCGCCUCGAUGGAUCGGAAAUGGUGGAUCAGACACAAAAAAGGGAGCAAAAUCAAGGCUACAACUCUCCCAAAUCUUUAACCCCUUUGUCUAAAUUCUUAAAUUUUAAGAUAUCAAGGCCAGCUAAAACAGAGAAGCAAGAAAUUGUUUUAUCGGAGAAGAAUUCAGAACAGAAUGAAGGGUCUUUGAGGUUAACUGUCGUGGCUCCCGAUAAGUUCUUUCUGAAAUCACAGAAAGAUAUUCUAUCUGACAUGUCCUCAGGACAGCCAUUUACCGGCAACCGGAUUGGAACUUCCGAUGAACGGAAAACUGUUGCUGCUUUUGGCCACCGAAACUCAUUGCAAAACGUUGAGUCAUCCGAGCCAGCUGACAGCUCUUCCAAAGCCUUUUCCGAAUGGGAAGCUGAAUUCCAAUCUGCCGAUUCUGAAAAUCGACAUGAAUUUCCAGAUGCCUCGUUUGAGGAUUAAUCUUGCUGCUCAUAUCAACUCCUUUUUUCUGGCCUAAAGAUCCGAAUGGCAGAAAAAAGUGAAGAAAUCCAGCUGUUUCUCCAGCUUUUGAUGAAUGUACAACUUUCGAAUGACCAUGAGAUUGAUCCCAGUGUUGGUUGAUAACAAGUCCUCAGAGAUGAAUUUAUUCAGCUUUGAAAACAAGUCUGAAAGGGGCGAUUUUGGUAGAUUUUGCCGACCAAAAAGCCCUGCAUCAAACUGCGGCCCUUCUCAAGAAUUUUGACGAGCAACAAAUUAUGGAGAUGCUAUUGCACAAUCGGCUGAUGACGAUGUGAAGAUGGUGAUUUCCCAAAUGCACGAUCUGUCUUUUGUGCUAGAGUCUAGCCUCUAUCCCUUCAGGCCCAAAUUCCUCCCAAAAGAU
This is a messenger RNA of Striga asiatica, 1168 nucleotides long. The record is from the annotation of a GenBank genome assembly. NCBI's taxonomy places the organism in Eukaryota, Viridiplantae, Streptophyta, Magnoliopsida, Lamiales, Orobanchaceae.